AUGUCAUCGCAACCCACACAACAACCACAACGCCAAUGGGGUGUCACUCCUCCUAUUUCACUCGCAAUGCCCACUGACAAAGAAAAGGAAUUGACCAGCGAUCUGUUACAAACGCUCCAUGACCACGACUUAUUUGAAAGUGAAGCAGAUGCCAAAAAACGUGUUUUGGUCCUAGGAAAACUCAACAAGAUGGUCAAGGAAUUCGUUUAUCGAGUUAGCAAGAUGAAAGGCUUCCCUGAUUCACUUGCAAGAGAAGCUGGCGGCAAGAUAUUUACUUUUGGCAGUUAUCGAUUAGGCGUUCAUGGUUCUGGUGCUGAUAUUGAUACACUGUGCGUUGUUCCCAAGCAUGUUGAACGAGAUCACUUUUUCACAGUCAUGUAUGAAAUGCUCAAGGAGCGUCAAGAAGUGACAGAAUUAACGGCCGUGCCAGAUGCGUAUGUGCCUGUCAUUGGUAUGCACUUUUCAGGCAUCCAGAUUGAUCUUUUGUGUGCUUCCUUGACAAUUGCACGUAUUCCUGAUGAUCUCGAAUUGGCCGACAACAAUCUUUUGAAAGGCUUGGAUGAAAAGUGUAUUCGAAGCUUGAACGGCUCUCGUGUCACGGAUGAGAUUUUACGACUUGUUCCCAAUAUCGACGCCUUUCGAAUUGCACUACGCACGAUCAAACUUUGGGCAAAACGGCGUGAGAUUUACUCCAAUGUCAUGGGUUUCCUUGGUGGUGUAGCAUGGGCCAUGUUGGUAGCACGGAUAUGUCAACUUUAUCCCAACGCAUGUGCAGCUGCUAUUGUCAACCGGUUCUUCCGAAUCAUGUAUCAAUGGAAAUGGCCACAGCCUGUAUUAUUGAAACCAAUCGAGGAUGGGCCUCUACAAGUGCGUGUUUGGAAUCCAAAGUUGUAUCCCGCAGAUAAGAGUCAUCGGAUGCCAAUUAUCACACCAGCUUAUCCAUCCAUGUGUGCAACUCACAACGUCACCGAUUCGACACGUACCAUCAUGAUCAAGGAAUUCAAACGAGCUGCAGACAAGGUGGAUGCUAUCAUGAUCGGAUCAGGAAAGUGGGUAGAGCUUUUCGAGAAUAGUAACUUCUUCCAGGCGUACAAGCAUUAUCUUCAAAUCGUGGCCAUGUCGCGUUCCGCCGAAGAUCAACUACAAUGGUCUGGUUUGGUGAAAUCAAAGCUACGUCAGCUCGUUCUCAAGCUUGAAUUGGUGGAGAUGCUUGUGCUCGCACAUCCAUAUACCAAAGGUAUCGACCGUGUUCACUAUUGUUUGAACGAACAGGAAAUACAGAAUGCUACGCGUGGUGUCUUUGUACCAGAACGGACGUUUACUUUGACCGAAGGCAACAUGGAUGCAAACCACAUGGAUGAAAUCAAGGAGAAGGUCUCGUUGACGGAGGAAGAAGAAAAGAGUAUACAAAAGGUGUACACGACGACAUUCUACAUUGGCCUCUAUGUUGAACCUAAAGCAGCGGGUUCUGCUGAGCCUCGGAAAUUGGACCUUGUUUGGCCUACACAAGAAUUCCUCAAGUUGGUCAAGAGUUGGGAUAAGCUUGUCGAGGAAUCCAUGAGCAUCACAGUGAAAAACGUUAAAGGGUGGGUAAAUGAUGAUUUUGGAUUUGGAUUUAGUGCUUUAUUGACUCAAUGUCAUGGAAAAUACAGCUCCAAUCUUCCUGCGGAUCUCGCCGGUGAUAGAAAAGACCUGAAGCGAUCACAGGGAAAGAGUGGACGUGAGCAAUCUCGAUCGCAGACACCACCAGCACGUGCACCCAAACGUAUAAGAACCGAGGACAGUGCCCCUUCAGCAGUGGCUCCUACUACAGCACCAUUGGCCGACGCAGUCAAGCAAUGA
Lichtheimia ornata is the source of this 1842-nucleotide messenger RNA. RefSeq lists its product as uncharacterized. Gene Ontology annotation, cellular component: nucleus. Lineage: Eukaryota; Fungi; Mucoromycota; Mucoromycetes; Mucorales; Lichtheimiaceae. Bases 1 to 1842 code for a protein of 613 amino acids. The transcript is spliced from 9 exons. Gene Ontology annotation, molecular function: RNA binding; poly(A) RNA polymerase activity. The record is from RefSeq and is a predicted model, not a curated record.